Molecule: messenger RNA, 837 nt
Organism: Thlaspi arvense
Lineage: Eukaryota; Viridiplantae; Streptophyta; Magnoliopsida; Brassicales; Brassicaceae
Source: the annotation of a GenBank genome assembly
AUGAUGGUGACGACGAGCGUCGUCGGAGCUCCUUUGGUGAUUGCUCGGUCCAGGCGGUUUCCGGCGAGCACGAGGUGCUUCUGCGCCGCCGAAAAUUCCGAGCUUCUCCGUUCCCAGCUCGAUCAGCUUCACGCGGAGGCCGAAUCAACUCGUGCGAAAGCAAACAGUAACAGGUUGAGACUUAUGAGAUUAUCCGAGGCUGCAGAGAAUCUACGGAAACAAGCAGCUGUAAAUGUUCAGACAGGGAAAGAGAAUGAUGCUAUAGAACUGCUUCUUCAGAAGAAAAAAGUCAUGCAAGCUUUGGACAAGGCGAAAGCCAGGAUCGAGUUGCUCGAUACCCUUUCAUCAAAACUUAACGAGGCAAUAUCUGUCAAGGAAACACAGCUGAUUGGGAAUAUUUCUUUGGAUCUCGAAGUAAAUAGAGAAAAUACUUCAGGUGGAGUUCACAUUGUAUCUCCAAAGCCCCAAUCUUCUGAAGACGGGCGUGAGAAUGAUCCCACAGGCUUGGAUUCUCAGGAAAGUAAACUUGUUGAAAACAACUUUGAGGAAUACCUAGAAACUCUCGACACUGAUAAUCAUGUACUAGAAGAUGCUUUAACUGGUAGCAUCUUCAAACAAGUAUCCUCUUAUGAAUCUUUCUUGGAAAAUUUGGACCAGAAACUUGGCAGAAUCGAAGCAGAGCUAGUCACUGUUGUAAAUGUUGCGUCAUUGGUGCUUAGUCAUGAAGAUAAACCCAAGAAUCUUAAGGUUCAGCAAACAUCAGAAAUUCUUGAAGAGAUUCGUUGUGUGAGGGAAAGAAUUGCAAAUAUCAUUUGCAAAGAAGCAAACAUCAGUUAG